AUACACUGUUUCUAAGUUUCUAAACGAUGAUUUUCUUUUUUAAUUCUUUGAAUUAGCUAAAAGUAAAAGAAUCCCUGUAUACCUGACUUAUUUCUUAGAAAUAGCUCCACAUACUCAUCUUUUCGGUUGGUUCCAACCGAAAAGACUAAAAGUCGCUGAGGAUAGACCUUUAUUUUCCUUCAUUGCGUCACGCUCAGAAUUUCAUUAGCUUACCAAUCGCUUACAUGCGGUGUGCUCGGUUAGUCGUAUUUGUGAUGUGUUUUACAAUUAUUAGUUUAUAAUUAUUACUGCACCCUGAAUAAAAACACCAAGCAUGGCGACCAACAAUAGAAUGGUUGCACCCAGUAAAACAGCACUACCGCCAAGUAGUGAUGAUGAAGUCAAUGUGUUAUCCAUAAUCUACAAAAUUGUCAAGAAGGUAGCAGUUGUUGGAGCAGUAUACCUGGUGGGUUAUAUGCAAUGGAGCGUGGCAUGGCUAAUAGGGCCUGUCAUCCUCUCUGUUAUGAGGGAUCAGUGGCGUAAAGAGAAUGAGUAUAAGCGAAACUUGGCAAAAGCAGCAGCAGUAUCAUCUGAAAAAGAUGUUGUUUUAGCUCGUUUGAGUGAUCUGCCAUCAUGGGUAUUUUUCCCGGAUGUUGAACGGGCAGAAUGGCUAAAUAGGAUACUACUGCAAGUGUGGCCCAAUGUCAACCAUUACGGUAGAAGUCUAUUGAAAGACACCAUCGAGCCGGCCGUCGCUGAAUCUCUUUCCAAUUACAAACUGAACGGAUUCAAAUUCGAAAGAAUGAUCCUUGGAACUAUCGCACCUCGCGUGGGUGGUGUCAAAGUGUAUGAUAAGAACCUCGCGAGGAACGAAAUCAUUAUGGACGUAGAUCUAUUCUACGCCGGCGACUGUGAUAUAUCUUUCGUCUUGCAGCGCAUUCGAGGAGGCAUCAAAGAUUUACAGAUUCACGGUAUGGUGCGCGUGGUGAUGAAACCCCUGAUCACCAAGAUGCCGCUGGUGGGCGGACUACAGGUGUUCUUCCUCAAUAAUCCAUCCAUCGACUUCAAUUUAGUCGGAGUCGCCGACGUACUCGACAUGCCUGGUUUCAGCGACAUUUUGCGGCGUUGCAUCGUGGAACAAGUGGCUAAAUUGAUGGUGUUACCCAACAAGCUGCCUAUAAAACUGAGCGACGAAAUACCUACUGUGGAUCUGCGAAUGCCUGAACCAGAGGGCGUCCUUCGUAUCCAUCUCGUUAAAGCCGAGAAUCUCAUGAAGAAAGAUGUGUCAAUGAUAGGAAAGGGUAAGUCUGAUCCUUACGCGAUCAUAACUGUCGGCGCGCAGCAAUGGAAGACGAAACAUAUCGAUAACGACGUUAAUCCGAAGUGGGAUUACUGGUGCGAGGCGAUUAUAAACUCGUGGAAGGGCCAAAUGCUGGAGUGCGAGCUGUGGGACUGGGACCCAGGCAUGGGCAUUCAGAACGAUGACUUUCUUGGCAGAUGCUCUUUAGAUAUAUCCCAAGUUGUACGAGACGGACGCUUAGAUACGUGGCAAACUCUACAGCAAGCGAAACAUGGCAAAGUGCAUUUACGCCUGUCUUGGCAUCGUUUAUCAUCAGAUCUAUUAGAUCUAAGUCAUGCUAUCACUGAAACUCAGUUGGUGAAGACUGGUGAAAUUAGUUCCGCCGUACUCAACGUGUACAUCGACUCCUGUAGAAACUUACCUAAUGCUCGGGUACACUCUCGUCCGGAUCCUUACCUGGUAGUGUCAGUUGGCAAGAAAAGCGAAAACACGGCCGUACAGAUGCGCACAGAUAACCCAGUUUACGAGAUAGGAUACUCAUUCCUCGUACAGAACCCCGAAAUUAACGUCCUUGACAUCAAGGUGUUAGAUCAAAAGACUGGAAACCAAUUGGGUCAAUUGAUAUAUUCUAUAUCGUCGUUGCUGAAGGAAAGAGAUCUGAGUCUAUUAACUCAACCGCUUAAUCUCCAAAAAUCUGGAGCCCAAUCUAAAAUAAUUCUGUCGUUGCAAUUAAGGAUUCUAAAAGAAGCUGUUAAAGAAGCGGAUGUAGAUGAGGAAGUUCCUGUAACACCGACUCCGGAGCCAUCCCCUGCGCCUGUUACCCCCUCUGCAGUGGACGACGUUGAUAACACUGGCUCAACUGCCGAAACACCGCCGACGUCAAGUGAUGCUGACCUAAAAAACAUAGACGAUAACGCGACGGAGACGUCAUCACAAAAGUCAAUACCAGUAGAGGAAAUCGUUAAAGCAGUUGAUGUCGCUCAAGAUCAACAAGCUCCUCCGUCUGAUAGAGGUUCACCAAAGUUAGUUCAUAGAACGUCUUCUUUGACAACGUCAGCAGGAGAAGCCGGUUUGGGUCGUAUUUUGCUAUCUCUCAGAUACAGCAUGCAAAACCAAACUCUGUACAUCGUGGUACAUAAGAUAGCAAAUAUACCUCUCAAAGAUCCGGCUAAUGUGCCAGAUCCAUACGUGAAAUUGUACUUACUGCCCGGACGUUCAAAAGAUUCAAAACGCAAAACUAUUGUAAUAAAGGACAGCUGCAUGCCUGAGUAUGAUGAACAAUUUGAGUGGGUAAUUCCGUUAGCUGAACUACAUUCGAGGCAGGUGGAAGUAACGGUGGCAACGCACAAAGGAUUUUUGGGUGGGAGCCCAGUAAUUGGACAGGUGAUAGUGCAUCUUAAUCAGUACGACUUCAGGGAAGCAAAAACGAUGUGGUUUGAUCUUAUGCCAGAAACAAUGCCUAAAGACUAAAAACAAUGUAUUGAUGAGUCACUAAGUCUACAGUAGAUGUAUCAACUUAGUAAGAGUGACACAGUUUCUAAGAAUUUUUCUUUUUUACUAUAAAAACUUCGCUUUUAUUGGUAUUAAUGAAACAUAAAAAUAUUCUCACUACCAUUUAUAAGUUGAUACAUUAACUGCUCUUUUAUAUCUAUUUUUAUUUAAAUGUUGGUUACAAUUUUUUACCUUAGGAGCCAACUCUGCAUCCAUUGAAUUAAUCCAGAAAGAUUGUUAUAUUGUGAUCAUUAAAGAAGUGCUUAAGAAAUUAAUCAAAUUAAAAUGUUAUUAAAAGUACAUUUAUUAGUUGCUUACCACCACAAAGUUUUGCUUUCACUGCAUAUGUUCAAUUCAUAUUACAAUUCUGAAUAAAUCCGUGUGCAAGAACAUUUGUGUGAAAUCAUAAGAAAACUUAGUACAGGAAGCAUUUCAAUUAUUAUUAUCAUUAUAAUAGGUAUCAUAUAUUUUACUUCAACACAAAUUUAAAGAGCUUUUGUGAACUUUUUAUGCAGUAAUAUAUUUAUUAAUUGAAAUAAAAUUGAUUUUAAACUAAUUGUACCAUUGUAUAAGCUUGUGUGUAUUAUUAUAUUUUUCAUAGUUGUCAUUUAUGAAUGUUGGCUAUUUGCACAUAUUUAUUUUUAUAAUAGAAGUAGCAUCUUUUUAUUGAAUAAAGUUGUAUUAUAUUUGAGAUUUUUAAUUAAAUAGCUUAUGAAAUUAGUAAUGCAUUUAAAUAUUAAGUAUAACUUUUAUAAUAUAUUUUUAUACAAAAUGAUUUUAGCACUUUUACUUAAUUUUCAUCUAUUAAAUUAGUGGUUGUUGAGAUAUUUUAUCAAUGAAGUUUGUUCUUGCAUUUAAUUAUUGAGUAAAACUUAUAUGUUAAACUUAACAUUUUACCCAGAACUAGUAUUACUUUUGUAAUUGCCUAGUCGUUAUUUUAUUAUGUAUUUGUUAUCUUUCAAACUACAUUUAUCAUUAAUAUGCUUUAUAUCCUAUGAGUUAGCACUUGUUUAAUAAUGUUGUUACCAAUAAAUGGCUUCUCUUU
Diatraea saccharalis (sugarcane borer) is the source of this 3815-nucleotide messenger RNA. The record is from the annotation of a GenBank genome assembly. Lineage: Eukaryota; Metazoa; Arthropoda; Insecta; Lepidoptera; Crambidae.